Molecule: messenger RNA, 785 nt
Organism: Aspergillus welwitschiae
Lineage: Eukaryota; Fungi; Ascomycota; Eurotiomycetes; Eurotiales; Aspergillaceae
Exons: 1
Source: RefSeq, a predicted model, not a curated record
CCCCAGCUCUCCCUCUCCACCAUAACCACCACUCUCCUCCUCCUUACCCCCCCAACCACGGCCUACUUCUACAAAUACCCCGCCCUCUUCGUCUAUAAAGACACCAACUGCACCGACAUCUCCUUCUCGCUGGUCUACCCCUCCCUGGGCGACUGCAACGGCGGAUACUAUGACUACGCGGGCUCAUUCCAGAUGUUCAAUAUUGACGCCGCGUAUACCUGUAAUGGCAGUGACUCGACACUUAUGUUUGAGAUGUAUAAUAGCUCCGGCUCGGAUUGUGGAGAUGAGAGUGAUUUGUUGUUUAGACAGCCGGUGACGGAGGAGUGUACUGUUGCGGAUGUGGAGAGUCCGGGGCCGUUGGAGAUGCCGGUUUGGUUUGAGUUGGGGUGUAUGUAAUUCAUUCGUUGAGUGGGUAAGGAGGGAUGGACGGGGAUUUGUUGAAACAUUUACCGAGUAGACCAAAAGAGAAAUCUCUCUCUUGGUUACUGGUUUGUUCAGGUUUCAUUGUUCUGACAGGAUUUAUAUAGGAAGGUAGGUGGGUAAGCACUAUUGGGGAAUUGUGGUGGGAUGGCUGGUACUAUGUUGUUUGGUGUGGGGAUUCUUGAGGGUGGGUUGGAGAAUAAAGUGAGUUGUGUGAGGCAGUAGUGGAUGACUUCUGCUUCUGUGAUGCUGGUAUGUGAUAAAGUUAAUUGCAUAUGCAAAUGUGCAAUCAUAGACCGAUAGGUGGAAACUUGCUACUCGUUGAGAUAUAUAGUUAUACUGGAAAUGUUGUUCAUCAAGGCUGC